UUAACUAUAAACGUGUAAAAUGUUAUUCAUUUCAAGUAUAUAAUAAAGAUACAUUAUAUUGCGUUUGAUUAUGUUACAAUAUCACUCUUAAGACCACUUGUAUUGAAGGCGUUAAUAUGCGUAUAUUGGCGUACAGGCAGGUGAUGAGUACCGUCACUAGGCUUGUUCAUCACCCGGGCCAAGAUUCAUCAGGACGGGUGUAAGUCACUAGGCUUGUUCAUCACCCGGGCCAGGAUUCAUCAGGACGGGUGUAAGUCACUAGGCUUGUUCAUCACCCGGGCCAGGAUUCAUCAGGACGGGUGUAAGUCACUAGGCUUGUUCAUCACCCGGGCCAGGAUUCAACAAAUAACUACGAACUUGUAUGUUUCAUGUACAUCUCUGGCGCCGUUGUUUACAAGGUGGUAAACAGUGUGUGAGCUCGGGAGCGCCAUGAGGCUGUUUAUAACAACAGAAACAUUUGAGUGGGAAGUUUCCCUGCUGUAGAACGGUUUAAUAAUUGUAAACAAAGCCGCCAAAGAUUGAGAAAAGAUCGUAAGUGCUUGCGUAACUGCUUCGUGAAUCUAGCCCAUGGAUCCUAAGGGACCAUGAACCACUGAAAGUGACCAUUUAUCAGCUAAGACUAUGGACCACCUUGGAAUGUUUUCGGAUUGGUCGACGAACCCAAGCAAUUACCCACCUAAGCUGUCGAGGCCAAAGUAUAGAAAACGUCAACAUUACGGUGGUUUAAUUUGUACAAAUAAGUUGCAAUUUUUACGGAUUGGUCGAGUUAGUGUAGGAGGCGAGAACUUGGGUGCACAGGCGGGGGUCCUCAGUGUGUAUCCAGACGUUGGCGGGGAAGGACGUCUCGCUCCCUGCCCUGACAAAUGCACCCGGGAGUAAGGCAACUGUUGUGGGUUGCAUGGUGAGGAAGGCCGCUGUGACAGAGGUGGUGGACGAGCCUACAGUAUGGGGAGCAGCGUGAGGUGGAGGUGGUGGCCGCGGGCAGUGGUGUUGGUGGCCACGACCACCGUCAUCUCUAGUCCCUCCUGGUACUGGGAGGCUGGCCCUCCUCUCAACCCUCCCUCACCCUCUCCCACCCAAGUACCCCUAAAGGACAGCUCCACACGUGACGAGGCGCUCAUGUUAGUCCAUCAGAAAACACACUCAGAAGCCGUCUUGACUGACAAGCCAUUCGUGUCAGCCCAUCAGGAGGACCCAGCACUGGUCAGCUACCUGAGACACCAGCUGGCACCACCCUCCGCCCUCCCCUACAACCUCACCAACCCGGAGAAGCAGGACUUCUCCCAGUUCGGGCAGCCCUUGCACCUGGUCAAGAACCUCCUUCACGGCAUGAAAGGCGGGUUCUUCGUAGAAGCUGGAGCAGUAGACGGGGAAUUCCUGAGCAACACCCUGUACCUUGAGCGGUGGCUGGGGUGGACGGGGCUGCUGGUAGAGCCCUAUCCGGUGACCUACGAGCGCCUGCUCUACAAGCAUCGUAGAGCUUACUCGAUCAAUGCGGCGCUCUCGGUCACCAAUGUCUCCUCCAGUGUCUUCCUCAGACCAGCUGGAGAUAAUGGAGUUCUGAGCACCGUAGAGGAGAGAGGACUCCAAGUGAGGGCCAUUCCUCUCUUCUCACUCCUCAAGGCCCUCAACGUCACCAUCGUUGACUUCCUCUCACUCGACGUUGAAGGCGACGAAGUCAAGGUCUUGAAGACCAUCCCGUGGGACAAGAUCCGGAUCCGGGUGCUGUGUGUGGAGUUCAACCACGUUCCGGAGGGCCACAGAAGGCUUCGACGCUACGUGGUGUCUAAGGGCUAUAGGUUCUUGGCCUACAGGAAGAUCGACAUGUGGUUCGGGUGGCCGUCACUGCUCGCUCAGACAAUGAGGGGUUAAUUGA
This is a messenger RNA of Procambarus clarkii (red swamp crayfish), 1876 nucleotides long. Its product is annotated as protein Star. The record is from RefSeq and is a predicted model, not a curated record. NCBI's taxonomy places the organism in Eukaryota, Metazoa, Arthropoda, Malacostraca, Decapoda, Cambaridae.